Molecule: messenger RNA, 1335 nt
Organism: Lycium ferocissimum
Lineage: Eukaryota; Viridiplantae; Streptophyta; Magnoliopsida; Solanales; Solanaceae
Product: protein PPLZ12
Exons: 5
Coding region: 102-974 (290 amino acids)
Source: RefSeq, a predicted model, not a curated record
AACCACGUUAGUGUGGCGGUCGUCGCGUGUAAGUUUGGCAAUACAAAAACGCGGUCUCCCUAAAAUCACCACCAACAUCAAACCGGUAACUGAGAAAAGGGAUGGGGAAUGUUAACUGCGUAUUCUGUGGAUGCAUAGAACAGGCGAGCGUCGGUGUGGUGGAAAAAUGGGGACGUUUUUAUAGGUUAGCAGAACCAGGACUCAAUUUUUGGAAUCCCUUGGCUGGUGAAUGCCUCUCUGGAAUUCUCUCCACAAGGAUCAAUUCUCUCGAUGUCAAAAUUGAGACCAAAACCAAGGACAAUGUCUUUGUUCAAUUGCUGUGCUCGAUCCAAUAUCGAGUGAUCAGACAAAAUGCUGAUGAUGCUUUCUAUGAGUUGCAAAAUCCAACGGAGCAAAUUCAGGCUUAUGUAUUUGAUGUUGUUCGAGCCCAUGUCCCCAAAAUGAAUUUGGACGAGCUUUUUGAGCAAAAGGAUGAAGUUGCUAAGGCUGUCUUGGAGGAACUUGAGAAGGUGAUGGGUGCGUAUGGAUAUAAUAUCGAGCACAUACUGAUGGUUGACAUUAUUCCUGAUGCUUCUGUGAGAAGAGCAAUGAACGAGAUAAAUGCAGCUCAAAGGAUGCAGCUUGCUAGUGUAUACAAAGGAGAAGCAGAUAAGAUUCUCCAAGUUAAGAAAGCAGAAGCUGAGGCUGAAGCCAAGUAUUUAGGUGGGGUUGGGGUUGCCAGGCAGAGGCAGGCAAUUACUGAUGGUUUGAGAGAGAACAUCUUGAACUUCUCGCAUAAAGUAGAAGGGGCCUCCGCUAAAGAAGUGAUGGAUCUAAUAAUGAUCACCCAGUAUUUUGACACCAUCAAAGACCUUGGAAACUCUUCAAAGAACACUACCGUUUUCAUACCACAUGGUCCUGGCCAUGUUCGUGACAUUGGUGACCAGAUACGCAACGGCCUGAUGGAGGCAGCUAGUGCACAGGUCACUGAAUAGGUGUGCUGGUCUGCAAAAUAUACUGUGAGAAGCAUCUCCCUACCUAUGUCUGGACAGAAGGUUACACGAUAAGAACAAUCUGAGUUUGAUAGUUUUGGCUUGGAUUGCUUUUGUUUUCUCUUUAGCCAUGAGCAUUGGCAACGUUGUUUAUGCUGUAUAGCAAAAUAAAAUAACGAAGUUUUAAAUAGAAAAGCGAGGAGUACCAGAAAAUCUGUAUAUGCACUUUCAGGUGCUAUAGCGACUAGUGAUUACAUUUGUUAAGUGGAUGGAGAUCUAAAAAUAUGUUGAUAGGUAUAUUGACCUUGUCAUCAUUGUGUAUGGACUGCAUAUGAGAAUCUAUAUUUGUUUCGGGUUCAUCUCA